Molecule: messenger RNA, 663 nt
Organism: Staurois parvus
Lineage: Eukaryota; Metazoa; Chordata; Amphibia; Anura; Ranidae
Source: the annotation of a GenBank genome assembly
AUGAGUACCACUUCCCAGCCAUCGCCCGGACUGUCCAUGGAGCCCCCCAGGAUAUAUGUGGAGAGGACCUUAGCUCUCAUUAAGCCGGAUGUGCUUCACAAAGCAGAAGAGAUCGAAGACAUCAUCUGCAGAAGCGGCUUCCACAUUGUUCGGAAGAGAAAAGUCCAUCUGAGCCCUGAGCAAUGUAGCGACUUUUAUUCGGAACAAUAUGGCAAGAUGUUCUUCCCCAGCCUGACAGCAUACAUGAGCUCAGGACCCAUCAUUGCCCUGGAACUGGCCAGACAUAACGCCAUCGCCACCUGGACGGAACUGAUGGGGCCUUCAAAUAGCUUGAAAGCUAAAGAAACUCACCCAGACAGUCUGAGGGCCAUCUACGGAACUGACGAUCUCCGCAACGCUGUUCAUGGCAGCUAUUGCUUCACUUCAGCCGAACAAGAGAUCCGCUUCAUGUUUCCAGACGUGACCAUUGAACCUGUUCCUACGGGAAACGCUGCAAGUGAUUAUUUGAGCCUUUUUGUGAACCCAACUUUGCUUACCGGACUCACGGAACUCUGCAAGCAGAAGCCAGCCGAUCCCCUGACCUGGCUGGCGGACUGGCUACUGAAACACAACCCCAACAGACCAGACAUUCAAGGAAAGGCCAUUGAAACAUUGGACUGUUAG